This is a messenger RNA of Paramisgurnus dabryanus, 969 nucleotides long. RefSeq names its product zinc finger-like gene 2a (gene znfl2a). The record is from RefSeq and is a predicted model, not a curated record. Gene Ontology annotation, biological process: regulation of transcription by RNA polymerase II. Lineage: Eukaryota; Metazoa; Chordata; Actinopteri; Cypriniformes; Cobitidae. Gene Ontology annotation, molecular function: DNA-binding transcription factor activity, RNA polymerase II-specific; RNA polymerase II cis-regulatory region sequence-specific DNA binding.
AGUUUUCUGCAGUGCAAAAUAAGUGUUUGUUCGGAUGACCAGCUACGCUUGAAUUAUUCAAGACAUAAAUAUGAACUGCGACAGCAUGAGUGACCAAGAAGAACAUCACGAUGUUAGAAAUGAAAGUACUGAAGAACAAAGAGAGCUGAUGGAAGAAAAUGAAAUGAGUCCAGAACUGGAUGAAGUGGAAAAACCUCCGGAGCAAUCAUCUAGAUGCCCUCAGACUGAAAACAAGAAACAACAAAGAGCUUAUAAAGACAAAGGCAAAAGGACCUCCACCAUCAGCUGCCUAAAGUGUGGCAAGAGUUUCACAUGUAAAGGAAGCCUCAGGGAUCACACAAGAAUACACACCGGAGAGAAACCUUAUACCUGCCAUCACUGUGGAAAGAGCUUUGCACAAAACAGCAGCUUGAAGAUACACAUAAAUAUGCAUGCUAAAGAGAAACCUUUCACCUGCACUCAUUGUGGAAAGGGUUUCACAUAUAAAAGAAGCCUGGCAGAACACCUAACUAUUCACACUGGAGAAAAACCUUUCACAUGUUCACAGUGUGGGAAGACUUUUAGUCGUAGAAUUUACUUAGCUACUCACAUGAAGACUCACUCUAGUGAGAGGCCUUUUAUUUGUUCCCAAUGUGGAAAAUGUUUCGCUAAUACAGUAAACCUGAAAGCCCACGAGAAAGUGCACGCUAAUGUAAAGCAAUUUUACUGCGCUUCAUGUGGGAAAAGUUUUACCCAGUCAACUGCUUUACGGAGACAUUUAAAAUCAUUUAUACAUAAUAAAUUCAGACCACUUGAAAAAUUUAUGUCACAGAACAAUGCUUUUGAUGUGUAAAAUUCAUGGCAAUUUGCUUACCAAAAAUAAGGAGUAGGCUAAUUGAUUUAAAUACAGCUCCUCCUGUGGUAAGAUCUCUUUCUUUCUCUCUGUCAACAAUAAAAAUACAUAAUUCAUUUAAAAAAUGUAUCGCUCUA